Calidris pugnax (ruff) is the source of this 6745-nucleotide messenger RNA. It is a transcript of the gene HLCS, whose product is annotated as holocarboxylase synthetase (biotin-(proprionyl-CoA-carboxylase (ATP-hydrolysing)) ligase). Bases 388 to 2565 code for a protein of 725 amino acids. The transcript is spliced from 11 exons. Gene Ontology annotation, biological process: protein modification process. Gene Ontology annotation, molecular function: biotin--[biotin carboxyl-carrier protein] ligase activity. NCBI's taxonomy places the organism in Eukaryota, Metazoa, Chordata, Aves, Charadriiformes, Scolopacidae. The record is from RefSeq and is a predicted model, not a curated record. Gene Ontology annotation, cellular component: cytoplasm.
CUGCAGUUUCGGCUUCUCUCCCGGCGUGUGUGACAGCGGGCUGGCUUGUCAGCGGCGGGCUGGGGCGUGCGGGUGAAAAAGUAACGGGUGUCGCUUCCCAGGCCUGUCACAGGCAAGGCUUCGUUCCUUGAUGACUUAAACAGAUGGAGUCUGCUUCUCAUUUCUCCUUUUAUUUACCCUGAUAAGUUACUUAAAGCAGAACAUAUAGCUUUUGUGACAGAAAGCAUUUCAGCUCAGACAGAUAACUUGCAGAAAGUACCUGGCUCUUCAAAAGAGAUUGUGAAGUGGUCAGACUAUUGUUCACCAUUGGCCUAUAAACCUGGUGAGCCUUAUAAGUUAAUUGCUGAAGCAAGCAUAGAUAAUUUUAGUAGCCUUGGAAUAGCAUUUAUGGAAGACAGGCUUCAAAUGGAUAAUGGAAUGGUGCCACACAAGAUUGUUUCUGUCCAUUUACAGGAAUCUACCCUGAAGGAAUUGGCACAGGUGGCACCAUCUGUAAAAGAGCAAAGUGUAAGCAGUAAGAAAAUGGAUGAAAUAACUCCUACUGCUACUUUUGGGACUACUGCUAAAUCAGGUUUAGGAGUAGCUAAGCCUGCAGGACAAGAUGAAGGGGAGAAACUCAAGCUAGAGAAAGAAAAUGAGCAUGAAGAUGAAUCCAACAGUCUAUCUGACAAGGAGAUAGGUUCUGGAGAUCAUCAUCACUUGCAUCUUUCCAGUUGUCGUGAGUGCUUGCAACUUGAAAACAGUACUAUUGAAUCGGUCAGAUUUGCCUCUGCAGAAAACAUUCCAGAACUUUCUGAUGAUAGCAAACUGGAAGCGAAGAAUGAUGACUCUCUAGCAAGAGGAAUAAAGGGAGUAAACCUUACUGGGAAGCCCCCUAAUAUAUUGAUUUAUCUUGGUUCUGAAACGGCAAAAGCGGAAUUUGAGCAGGUAAAAUCAAUCCUUCAGGAAUGCAUUGAUGUAGACAGCUACACCAUCUACCAGCUCCGUGAGGAACAAGUUCUGAAAGAUCCAUGGAUUGAUAAUUCACUGCUGUUGAUCAUUGCCACAGAGGAGCCUAUUUCUGAGGAGAACCACAAACAAUUUAUGAAGUUUUUAUCUACAGGUGGAAAGAUUCUAGGGUUUUCUUCAUCUUUUACAUUUGACGGCAUACAAAUAAAGAAAAAGAACAAACUGAAGAAGACUGUUCGUGAACUAGUGGUCUCUAAAGCAGACAGCACUGAAAUAAAGUUAAAUCUUUUGGUCAGUGGCUGUAUUUUUGAGGAAGUGAUGAAGGAAGAUACCAGCAAAGUGAAGACAUUGAGUCGAUUAAAUAAUGCUGAUAAAGAUAUAGUUAUUGUUCAUCUGACUUACGGAGACAGUGGAGGAGAAGCCAUUCUUUCUCAGGCACACUUGGAAUUGGAUAUCAAUUCUAUGGAUGUCCAAACUGAAGAGGAUUUUAAUUUGCUUAAGAUAAGCAAUACCAAGAGAUAUGAAGUUCUCAAGGAGAUCCUGGUAUCACUUGGCCUGAGUUGUGAAUUAAGUGAAAUUCCUACGUUAACACCUAUUUACCUUCUCUCUUCUGAUGAGGAAAUCCAUCUUGCUUUUCUGAAAUGGCUUGAGGGAAAUGUAGAUGCUGAAGGAUUAAGAGCAUCCAGCAAGGUGUCUCUUAAAUUUGUUUCAUCCUGGGAAUCAAAAAUGGAGAUAACUCCAUCUCUCAUGCCGGUCAUCACUGAGAUGGGAAGUUUCUCAUCAGAGCAUUUCAGCCUGAAGACAUAUCAACAGAAUCUUCAAACAAAGAAGCUUGGAAAGAUUUUUCUUUUUACUGAAGUUACCACAACAACAAUGAAUCUUCUAGAUGGGUUAAUGUUGGAGUUGCCUGAGGAGAUGGGUUUAAUAGCAAUUGCUGUUCGACAAACACAAGGGAAAGGUCGUGGUGGAAAUGUUUGGCUCAGUCCUGUGGGCUGUGCACUCUCCACUUUACAUAUCACCAUUCCUCUACAUUCCAACCUGGGCCAGAGAAUUCCUUUUAUUCAACACCUGGUGUCCUUGGCAGUGGUAGAGUCGGUUAGAUCAAUACCAGGAUAUGAGGAGAUUGAUCUGCGAGUAAAAUGGCCAAAUGAUAUUUACUACAGCGAUCUUAUGAAGCUUGGUGGAGUUCUGGUAAACUCUACACUUAUUGAAACAACAUUUCAUAUACUUAUUGGCUUUGGAUUUAAUGUGAACAACAGCAACCCCACCAUAUGCAUCAAUGAUCUCAUCACAAAAUUUAAUAAGGAACAGGGGACAAAGCUGAAGGCUUUAAGUGCAGACUGUCUUAUUGCAAGAACUGUAACGGUGCUGGAGAGGCUUAUAGAUAUUUUUCAGGAGAAAGGGCCCAACGGAGUUCUUCCCAGUUACUACAAGUACUGGGUACACAGUGGUAAACAAGUCCGUCUCCACAAUGAGGAGGGCCCAAUUGCAUGGAUCGUCGGGAUAGAUGAUUAUGGAUUCCUUCAAGUUCAUGAAGAAGGCAAGGGGGUAGAGUCUGUGCACCCAGAUGGCAACUCUUUUGAUAUGCUGAGAAACCUCAUAGUCCCAAAGCGUUAAUAGUCCUCAGAGCUCACAUCACCCAAGGAGGCUCUUUACCAUUUGCCACCAAGUAGCUAGAUUUGCUUAAAGGUGGGAAGGGUAGUUCAUAGCUUGAUUUCUUUUUUCUUAUGAUUUUCUGAUAUCUUUGCUUUUUGAUGUGGAGAACUUCAACAGUAAAGAAGAGGUAAUUGCUCAUUGCUGAAGGCCUUUAUUCUUUUGUAUUAACUUCUAAAACACAUCUAUGUUGCCAUUCUUUGUAAGCAUCUGUUCUUCAAAAGAAAACUGCUUGCAAAGGAAUACCUUUCAAUGAACAGAACUUUCUUUUCAAUUCCACACUGUAGUUGAGAAACUGAAAAGGCUAUAUAUUUCCUAUUUGUGUCUCUGUUCUUUUUAUUGGGCUUUAACACAAUGCAGUACACUACUUACAUUUUUACUAUGUUUUUUUAAACUAAAUUCUGGUUUAUGCGUUGUCUGUGGUGGAAACAGCUGGAAGAGCUCAUCAUAUUUUUCUGAAUUACUGGGAUUACCACUGUGUUUAGAUGCAGGUCUAUGUAGAGCCUUGCUGACUUGGUUCUCCAUGUGGGCCUGUACAACAGUUUACCAUCCUGUGCUUUGGUCUCAAGGUCUGCAGCUCUGUCAUGGCUGCCUUGAGUUUUUGGGGAAUUUUCCAUCAGCACUUAAGAACUGUGGCUGGUUAUCUAAAUUAUUUGUAAUCUGCUCUUCUUAGUCAAUUGGAUCUUGUAAGUCAUCUCAUGUCUCCUUUGAAUUAUAGUCUUCCAAGAGGCUUUAGCGCUCCCCUGAGAAGAGCCCACUGGAGCAGUGUUUCACCUGUUGCAAUCCUAUUAUCUAGGUUAUUGUAGAAUUCCAUAUCAGAAGAGGGAAGUCUCAAUAGUACAAUUUAAUAGUGAUUUACAUUUAAAUUUAAUAUUAAGUUUACAAUUUGAUAGUAAUUCUGUUGUAAUAGUAAUGAAGUUAAGUGAAUAAAUCAAAGAUGCCCCACUCUAAAAUCCCUGCCAAAAACAACUACAGGGAAAAAGAGGAAAUGCAGGUUAACCUGCAUCCAGAUUCUCUUCUGUUGUUUCUGUUGUCACCCCCUUUGCCAAAGCAGGGCAUCAUUUGCUACCAACCAUUAAAAGCAAGAAGUUUGGCACCUGCUGACCUGAGAGGAGCUUGCUCUGGGGGCUGGCUGCGCAGUGCAGGGUUAGGUGGAACAGCUUGGUGAUGAUGGGAAAGCAGCACAAAGUAGGCAUGUGGGAGCUUCCGUGCCGUGGCAGCUUGUCGGGUUUCUCUCCUGGGCAGGGCGAAUUUGCGCCAGGAGGCCUGGCCACCACGGCACUUCAAACAGUUCUCUGCGAAUGAAAAGUUUGUCGUAGGUGUGAUGUGGCCAGCUUCAUUUCCUCAAGUAGGCAGCGCUGCUUAUUACCUUUACCUCGUCCCUACUGAGGGUGGAUCAGCCUAAUUGGUUUCCACAAAGGACUUCUGUCUACUAGCCAGAAAUGGGGUUUUUAGGUUAAAGUUCACCUCAUAAACAAUCUGAACAUGUUAGUAGAUUGUUUCGGUUACAAAGCCAAGAAGUCUUUAAACAAGGAAGCUAGUCUGUAAUGGUAAUUUAGAGUAAUCCUCACAUAUUAGGGUUUAGGUGGUUUGGCAGCAAGUGCUAGAAAUUAAGUUGUCCCUAUUACAUUCAGGAUUUUAUGCUCCAUAUCACAGUAGAUUUGUGUGUGUGCCUGGUUGUCCGUCCCCUGCUGGUUUGUUUUCCCCCACGAUCCACAUCAUAUGAGACUGCACACCAACAGUUCACAGGACUGUACGGUGGAGUGUAGACAGCUGUUAAUUGGCACAGUUAAAACGAUACACACGAACACCAGUUUGUGCUUUUUACCACCAGAUGCUUUCAAAACUGCUUGGGGCUGUUAAUUUUUGGCAGCUGCCUUUACUUCAGAAUCAAAUAUUGAUAUUAUAAUCAAAUAAAGCUUGAGUCUGAGGUAAUAAAGUUUAAAUAAAAAGAAGAGCUCAUUUACAUACACAUAUCUAAGAAAUGUGUGCGUGCGUACGCACAGCCACAUCUUCCUUGUGCAUCUUCACUUCUUUUCUACUGCCUUUUCCUUCAAGCAGCUGCUGAGCAACGCGUGCUGCUGCGGGUCAGCUGUGGAGAGCAGAGCACUGGUACCGGCUUUCCAGCCACGGAGUUCUACAAAGCUUUAGAUCUGUACCUCAACCCUAUAUUUGUAGCUAAAACACUGACUGUUUUGGUACUGUAGGGUGUGCCUGUAGGAAGCCCAUAUUCCAGACAGACCAAUGAGUGCCUGUAGAGACUUCUUUUAAUGACCAGGUCAUGAUUCAGGGUAUUGACUUGAGUUGCUUCCUUAAAACACACUCUCCCUUCGCUAGGGACAAGUACUGUAAAAGAACGACAGGGAAAAUGAUAAAACGUGUUCCUGUAUGAAUAAGGGCAGAAUGGACCUGCAAACCUUCACUCGGCUACGCUACGCAGUGUCUGAGCAGCAAGCAGACGGAUGGUUUUAGUAGUAAAAUGCUGCAAUAUUUCCCGGUUGCUGUUGUUCCUUUUGGAUUUCUUUGUAGCCUUGUUAAUGAAAAGCUUGUUCUAGUCUCACUCUGAGUUGUAAGAUUAUUCUGAAAAUUUUUGCAUUGUAAAGAAACUCACUCAGCGUUGACCUUCCUUUCUGCGAAUGAGAGCUCCCCGAGCGUGGGUGUGCCGGGGCACAGGUGGGCGCUGUCAGAACCUACCCCUUUGCCUCUGCUUUUCAGUGGCCUGUUCCGUGUGUACAAAACUACCUGUUGUCUUGGAUGAAGUGUCCGUUACAAACCUGACCUUUCCUUCAGAAGAACCAAAGAACUUCCCAACGAAGAUUGCCAUUGUGCAGCCAGCAGCUGCAUCAGCUCCUUCCGAGCAGCAGCUGUUCCUGCUGAGAACCUUCCUCCACAGACUCACCCUCCGAGUCGUGCUCUUUUUAUGCCAAACUUGGCACACCCAGAAAGCCACAAUGUUUUUGUAUGAAAAUCGUUGUUGUCAUUGUUCUUUACGUAGGACAGACAAAUGUGGUGUAGAGUGUGUCUGGACAUAGGUAUGGAGAGAAGCAGACAGCUCCAGAUCUAGAAGUAAUGCACUGAAAAUGUUUUAAUUUCAUUCAACUGUCUAGAUUAGUAAAACACCUCUUUCAUUGUGAGGCUGAUGUCAUAUCUUAAACUAUUUUCUUGAUGAAGUGCUUUCAAAAAGCACUCACUGCAGUGUCCGUAUUUCUCUGACUUCAUUUUUUUUCCUCCUGGACUCUGUUAUAAUAUUUCUCAUUACACAUUGUGAAAAUAUUUGUAGAGAUUGUUUAUUGAUAGGAAAACUUCUGCCGAGCGAGCUGGGUGUGUUGGCACGUGGCUGUGUGCAGAAAGAGCAAAGGGGGUUGUGUCCAGUCAGCGCCAACGCCGUUUCCAAAGAUUUGAAAAAGUGAUAAUGUACUUAACAUUUAAGAGUUCAAGCGGUACAUCUCACUACUAGUAAAAGGUUUUAUAAGAGUUCAGAGCAUUUUUUUAAAAAUAUAUCCAACAAAUAUAAUCUGCUUCAAGGGCUAUUACGUAGAAAUAGUGCUAAAGCAUUUAAUUCUUUAUGCCGCUGCUUCAUUGCACAACAGAUCUUUUUUAUUUGUUUGCUUUUUCUCAUUCAGCUACAAGACAUCAGCAGUCUAAAAAAUUGCUCUCUGCCACUAUUUGAAAUAUACGGUACAUCUAUAAAAGAAAAAUUGAAGUACAGCUUAAUAUUUGUCAUGAAAAAGAUUUGUGCCUCAAACAGCCGAUUCCUGGGGGCAACUGGUUUGAUAAACGGGUUUGCAGGCGUAAGUUGCUGGAGUGAAGCACCGCACUGACCAGACACCAAAGAAAUUAAAUCUGGACUGAGGUCAAACGUGAAGAGAGGUCAAAAGAGGAUGUCGUGCCGUGGGCUGUGGCCACGUAACACCCAGCAUGAAACAAAAGAACUGCAGGGAAGAAUUGUAAACUGAUGUCAUGUUUGGGUAUCGUACAUUAGCACUCUUCAUUAGUGAUUCUGUGUUAUUUUCAAGAGUCUUCCUUUAGAACGCAAUGUGGCUAAAAUACAAUAAAUAAAAAAAUUCCUUGUAUUUUAUAGUAUAUUAACUCUCAAAUAUAGUACGUAUUAAAAUUGAAAUAAAUUUUCAAAUAUGCAACGUUA